This is a messenger RNA of Oryzias melastigma (Indian medaka), 4085 nucleotides long. RefSeq names its product zinc finger and BTB domain containing 1 (gene zbtb1). The record is from RefSeq and is a predicted model, not a curated record. NCBI's taxonomy places the organism in Eukaryota, Metazoa, Chordata, Actinopteri, Beloniformes, Adrianichthyidae. The transcript is spliced from 3 exons. Gene Ontology annotation, molecular function: protein binding. Gene Ontology annotation, biological process: negative regulation of transcription by RNA polymerase II; regulation of immune system process; regulation of cytokine production. Bases 431 to 2485 code for a protein of 684 amino acids.
ACUGUUACUAUUACAUGAGGGUAUAAUUUCCAAUCUACUAUUUUAAAUUAUUUGCAUAAAUAAAGUUUUACUUUGGUGGAAAUGUUUCUGAAAGGAAGUCUUUUAUUUUGUGGGAGGAAAAGUUGACGGAGCAGCGGUCUGUGCGGAAGUUCUUUGAUCCUGCAAGGGCAGAGGCAAACGAGGCUGCCUCGCUUCAACUCGGCUCUCCGUCCGAACGGCCCAACACGUCCGGGGAGGAGAAAUCUCCGGUUCGCCGGGAACAUCUGCUCUCUGCCGCCGAUAGCAGCUGGAGGCCUCGGGUUCCCACGUCGGUGUCGGUUCGAGCGCCUCCAAAGUGUUCCAAGGUUCCGGGGGACUUUAACGGUUCAAGGCUUCGGCGACAGGGAGAGAGGUGGGGGUCGGUGCGGAACCGGAUGCUAGCAGAAGGGCGAUGGCGAGGCCAAGCCACAGCGACCACGUCCUCCAGCAGCUCAACAACCAGCGCGAGUGGGGCUUCCUCUGCGACUGCCUCAUCGCAAUCGGGGACAUCUACUUCAGGGCGCACAAGGCCGUCCUGGCGGCCUGCAGCUCCUACUUCAGGAUGAUGUUCAUCCGGGACCAGCAGGGGGCGGGCCGCCUGGACCUCAGCAACAUGCAGAUAAGCGCCGAGUGCUUCGACCUCAUCCUGCAACUCAUGUACCUGGGCCGCAUCGUCGUGGGGAGUUACGAGUUCGAGGAGCUUAAGGCCUCCAUGGUGUACCUGCAGAUGUACUACAUCCCGGAUUCACUGGAGGACCUCAGAGAUAUCCGCAGCUCCAACCUCACCCCGUCUUCUUCGUCUUCCUUAUCCUCCUCCUCCAGCUCCUCGACUGGACUCUGUGGCGGGAAGAUGAUGUUCGGAGUGCGUAUGUACGAGCAGCAGCGACCUGCUCCCCCAGAAGGAGAUCAACCGACAAAAGCAGUGAGCAGCGCAAGCGGCGGUGGACGUCCAUUCGCACCAGCAGCUGACAGCAGGCCGGGAGGGUCCGACGACGUGAGCACCACCCCUCUGCUGGUGGCUCUACCCGCUGCUGAUGCAAUGGCUGAGCAGCCAUGUGACCUGAGGAAAAGAUCGGGUGGGCGGAGCUCAGCUCUGAAGGAUCGGCCCCGGUUCGGCCGCACCUACACCUGCGAUGACUGUGGCUUUGUCUUCAGCUGCGAAAAGCUCUUAAUCGAGCAUAUCCUCACCUGCACCAACCGGAAGGCCUUCCACCCACCCAGGGGCAACAUGGAGGGCGACAAUGACUCCAGUAAAGCAGAAAGCUCCGCCUCAGAGAGCAUGGAGGAGCACCGGGGGGUCUGUAAAGGAGAGGACUUUUGGCCCGAAACCAAGACGGACUCAGACCUCUCUGUCCGAUUGAUGGCAUCCGGGACAGGCGGUGAACCAGGGUCCACCCAGAACAUCAAGACAGAACCAGAAGAAAGUGUGUUCCCCGAGAUCGAGAUGAUCCAAGUCGGGGAAACCAGAGAAUGUAAACUGCGAUCAGGUGCUACCACUUAUAAAGACUCACUUAGGGAGCACAUUGGAUCCGAUCAGGAGCCCGAGCCCGGAGUAUCUGGUUUGGAGAGCAGCAGCGAGCUUCUGGAGGGCCACCUGUCAAGCAGCAACGACGAGGGAAUCCUCACGAAGCGGCGAAAGGUCAAAGACGAGAAACAGGACGCUGACCGUGCUCCCUGUGAACUAUGCGGGACUCUGUUAACUGAGGAGGACAAGUCGGGCCACUACCUGUCCAACCACAUGGGCCACAUAUGCGCCUGCGGGCGGUGCGGCCAGGUCCUGAUCAAAGGCCGGCAGCUGCAGGAACACGCCGAGCGCUGUGGCGAAUCCCACGGCGGAGACUCUGACUCUCAUGGAGACGACGAUGUCUCCCUGUUAGGUGAACCUCAGGGGAUGGAAGAGGGACUCCUGGAAGUGACAGACUUGGCCUGCCCUCACUGCGGCCUCCUGUUCCAGAACGAAAACCUGGCCCUAGAACACGCCCUGUCUUGCCACGAACAGGACCUGUACCGCCCCGUGCCUUUGGAGGAGGGUGGCGAGCCCGACCACCGGCGGAAACACUUCUGCAGCAUCUGUGGGAAGGGCUUCUACCAGCGCUGCCACCUGCGGGAGCACUACACCGUCCACACCAAGGAAAAGCAGUUCACCUGCCAGACCUGCGGCAAGCAGUUCCUGCGAGAGCGCCAGCUCCGGCUGCACACCGACAUGCACAAAGGAAUGGCGCGCUACGUGUGUCCGCUCUGCGACCAGGGCACCUUCCUCAAGCACGACCACGUCCGGCACAUGAUCUCGCACCUGUCGGCCGGCGAGACCAUCUGCCAGGUGUGCUUCCAGAUCUUCCCAGGCGGGGAGCAGCUGGAGAAACACAUGGACGUCCACCUGUACAUCUGCGGCGUCUGCGGGGAGAAAUUCCGGCUCCGUAAAGACAUGAGGAGCCACUACAACUCCAAGCACACCAAGAGACUAUAGAGCAUCCAGACGGGCCCCGCCCAUUUCCUCGUUUGUUACUGAAAGCCAUAAAUGUGAGAACAAAUAUGCACUUGAACACCAAAAAGAAAAAAACUAAUCUGCACUUUGAAUUCCACGUAUACCCUGAACAGGUGUUCACACUACGAGCAGUGAGGCUAGUAAUCAUCUCCUGGAAGUAAGUGGGCGGAGCUUAUUUAAGUUCAAUAAAUCGGGGUGAAAACGUUUAAUUCUCCGAUAACCCUCACAGCUCAUUAAGGUCCACUGAUCUAAUGUUACAGUUUUAGCUCGCUGUGAUUGGUGCCUUUAUUCUCACACUUUGUCUGCAUAGCAGUGAUGCACAAUGCGGGGGAGGGACAGGUAAGCGCAGGUAACAUCCAGGAAGAAAACACUAGCUGGUUAGAAGAGACUCCUUCUCGUCAAUGUGCUGGACUCAGUAGCUCGCUUCAACUCUUCACUCUUUCUGUGAUGCCUUACGAGUCGCCGCACCUCAUCAGCUUUACGCAAAAAACCCAACGAAGGCAACUAUUGGAUCUGAUGGCGCUGGCAAACAACCAGGAACCGUACCAAGCUAACGUUUAUUUUAGGUCUUGUUACAAACAGGUUUAGCUCGAUCAGAAAUCCUAACUUGGCCUGGUCUGGGCAGAACAAAGACAAACUCACAAGGAUGCGCUACGUUCAGAACCGUACGAUCGACGCUAAAGCAGGCGUGAAAGACGCCGAUAAGUGAGGUGUGGUUCAUCCUCUGAACAGACGUGCUUCAGGAACAGCACCGUUCAUUCAGCAGCACUUGUAAAACUAUGAGUUAAUGUGAUGUGAGGAGUUUGCACUAUGCAUUUUAUUUUGAAAGUCUACUCUUUUUGUUGAUUUCCUGUCUGAUUGUUUACGAAGUUUCAGCUGUAAAACAGACGUGAGCUCUGUCUUUAGGACAGCGGCGCUGCCUUUGAAACACGACGCCUGGCGGUCUGGGGGGCGUCGCUCGUCCGCCAGGAUGUGUCUUAUUUGUACAGAGGUCACAACCCCAAUAGACCCCAAACACCUCUUUUCACUCAGGUGCUACAAAGAAAACUAGUUAUCCCAUCCAGAACUUUUCAGACCAGUCCUGCGGCAUUCUGGGUAAUAGUGCACCUGCAGGGUAACCUGGUUCAGUUCUGCUUUCAGAUUAAUUUAUAUUAAUUUGUAAACCAUUAAAGCUAGUUGUUAGUUAGGAGAUCAGAGCCAAGCUCUCAAUCCUCUGACAUCAGAGGCGAGGGGCGGGGCCACAAUGGCUGCCAUAUAGAAAUCUAGAUCCAUAUAAAACUGCUGGACAAUCAGCCGUUUAUCCAAAUGAACUCUUCUUUUAAUGUCUUAUUUUAUGUGUUCUGAACCAUCAAACUUUCACAUCAAACUUGAACUUCAGGUGUGGUUUAAACCAACAGAAGAACCUGGGGUCGUCCAUCUGCCAAAUGGUUUUAAAUUUAAAGGUUCGGGUGUAAAUGUGAGACUGGAGCAUCACAUGGUUGCAUUUCUGUUGUGUCUUCUGGCAGCUUUGGUUUAGCGUCUUGCUUUGGUUGAAUUCAUCGCUCUGCUGUGUGCAAACUCCUAAUAAACCAAAUGAUUUUCA